AUGACAGGUGAAGGCACAUACCUUGUCAGCUCGACUAUCGAUGUCUAUUUCGGAAGCCAGCUAAUUGGAAACGCAAACGAUCGCCCUGUCAUUAAAGCUGCCAGUUCAUUUAUUGGCCUUGGUGUGCUUUCCACAAAUCGUUACGUUGAAAACGGGGGUGCCGGCCCGGAUGGCAAUGCAAAGGAGUGGUAUGUUACCACGAUCCGGAAUUUCAGAAUUGAUAUUACUGCCACCAGCAGAGAUGCAUAUGUUGCUGCGCUCCAUUAUCAGGUUGCUCAAGCCACAAGCCUUAUGAAUGUUGACUUUAUCGCUUCUACGGAUCCUGGCACCACCCAGCAGGCCAUUUUCACCGAGAAUGGAAGCGGUGGAGCCAUUAGCGAUUUAACGUUCACUGGUGGAAAUUUCGGAAUAUAUGGUGGGAAUCAACAAUUCACGGCCCAGAGACUCAAAUUUAACAAUUGCAAAACAGCCGUACAGAUAAUUUGGGAUUGGGGAUGGAUUUGGAAAAACAUUGAAGUCACUGAAUCCACUACGGGCUUUAAGCUUAUGUCUGAGGAUUCUGUCCCUCGAACUGGUUCUAUUCUGGUGUUAGACUCCAUCUUUAGAAAUACGGAAACAGCACUCCUCACGUUCCCCGCUUCUCAGGAGAAAGGAAAGGGGACAACAGGAAUAACCUUCGACAAUGUUGCUUUCGAAGCAGUUAAAUAUGCCGUCGUAGACAACCAAGGAAAAGUAUAUCUUUGCUGGGAGCGUUCAAAAAGUCGAUACAUGGGCUCUUGGACCGGGAUGAGCUUUUCCACAAAAAGAGAGCCGACAUUGGUUACCGAUGGGUCAACUUUCCUGCCAAAAGCUCCCUUUUUCGAGAGAGCGAAACCUCAAUAUGAGGCAAUUCCUGCGUCCAAUUCGAGUUGGAAACCGUGUGAUAGGGGUGAUGUGGAAAUUCAAGACCUCCUUUUCACAACGAAAGGCCCCACUGCGGGCGCCGUAUUAGUGGAAUGGAAUAUCAAGGCUACAUGUUCAGGGUGUGCGAGCAUGUGGGAUUCCCAUGUACGAAUUGGAGGGGCUACUGGUAGCGAACUUACUUCAACAGAGUGCCCAGCGAUCACGAGUGGUGUAAAUGGUGAUGGUUGCAAAUCAGGAAGUCUCAUGAUGCACAUUACCGAUAGCUCAUCGGCAUAUAUGGAAAACGUUUGGCUCUGGACUGCAGAUCAUGAUAUCGAUGAUCCUGACUGGCAAGAUAACAACAAUACCUUGGUUCAAACUUCGAUCUACACCGCGAGAGGACUGCUUGUUGAAAGUACAGAGGCAACAUGGCUUUAUGGGACGUCUUCUGAGCAUGCGCUCUAUUACCAGUACAAUUUCUACAAGGCUCAAAAUGUUUUCGCGGGCAUGAUACAAACUGAAUCUCCCUAUUAUCAGCCAACACCUAACCCGCCUGCUCCAUUUGAAUCUGCUGUUGGAAUCUUCAGUGGAGAUCCAGCGUACCAAAAUUGCCAUUGCGGUUCUCCGGGAAAUGAUGCUGCGUGGGCGCUCCGGAUCAUUGAGUCGUCUGAGAUCUAUAUCGCUGGAGCAGGGCUAUAUUCUUGGUUUUCUACCUAUACACAGGAAUGCAUCAAAACGCGCAGUUGCCAAAACUCUCUGAUACAGUUGGAAGGGAAUGGUGGUGAUGUUAGAAUUUUUAAUUUAAUCACCAUCGGCGCUACCAAUAUGAUUACUUCUGAUGGAAACCAGCUUACAUCACAAGAUAAUCUCGCGGUCGACUACCAUCCGUACUGGAGUCAGAUUACGAUUAUAGAUCCCAUCCAAAAAACAGGCCCUCAACGGCUCAUAAAGCAAGGGCUCCAUGCCAGAAAUGAAGAUAAAUGUCCACCCGUUCUCCCGGAAGCUAUCCUGCCUGAAGGGAAAUAUCCCACAAACCUUUCGAUAAUUGAUAUCGGAGGCCACUCGGACCAUGGAUAUUUCACGUUAGUCAACGGAUCUCCAUAUAACUGGAUACUCACAUCUAGUCACUCAUAUCAGAUGGAUCAAUGGAAGUGGCAUAAUGUCCCUGCCGGUGAAUCCGUUCAAUGCGAGUGGCAGUUUGCCCAGUCUUUCAAUAGAUAUGAUGACAAAGGAGAAGCAUACUACAAGAUCGAGGGAACGGACAAGACUUUCCAGAUAAUGGCCAGAUACCAAGAUGAUCCUAACAAUAAUUUUCAUCUUCGUGUUCUAUACGAUGGAUUAGAGACCAAGGAUGUACCGAAGGGCACUUCCCUUGAUUUCCCUUCCCGAGGCGGCUUGGGAGACAUGAGAGCUAUGAACUGGGUGUUGGCUGGAAGCGAGGAGCAGGGUUACUGGUCAAGCCACAAGCCACCAAUUGCAUGGAUGUCGUCAAUAUUGACCGUCAUUGGUGAGCGAAAAUUGAAGCACGUUUGCAUGCCGGGAAGUCACGAUGCUGGGAUGUCGAAGCUAAAUGGGCACACUGAAUUUUUCAAAUGA
Messenger RNA from Histoplasma mississippiense, 2478 nucleotides. RefSeq lists its product with no specific name. The record is from RefSeq and is a predicted model, not a curated record. Gene Ontology annotation, molecular function: polygalacturonase activity. The coding region runs from base 1 to 2478 and encodes 825 amino acids. The transcript has 13 exons. NCBI's taxonomy places the organism in Eukaryota, Fungi, Ascomycota, Eurotiomycetes, Onygenales, Ajellomycetaceae.